This is a messenger RNA of Columba livia (rock pigeon), 6345 nucleotides long. It is a transcript of the gene EXD2, whose product is annotated as exonuclease 3'-5' domain containing 2. The coding region runs from base 1622 to 3481 and encodes 619 amino acids. The record is from RefSeq and is a predicted model, not a curated record. The transcript has 10 exons. Gene Ontology annotation, biological process: nucleobase-containing compound metabolic process. Lineage: Eukaryota; Metazoa; Chordata; Aves; Columbiformes; Columbidae. Gene Ontology annotation, molecular function: nucleic acid binding; 3'-5' exonuclease activity. Gene Ontology annotation, cellular component: cytoplasm; nucleus.
UAACCCCCUGCGAAGAAGCAUAAAAAUGGAUAAAAAUUUCUUCACUGUAGAGCGACUGAGGGUUUUUGCAGAAAGACUGGUUAUCCAGAAGCUGUAACUAUCGGGCAUAAAGCACUUGUGAAUUCAAAAUACAAGUCAAUGAAAAAUAAACUUUCCUGAUGUGACCCCGCCACCUGUGAGACCUGACAUGAUCGCACCAUCCUGGGCUUAGAGCAGGUCCUUGGAAUAACCAGCUGUUUAAGCUUUAAUGGCCUGGGCAUCUUAUUUCUGACACAGAGAGGACCUUAUUUGCUCAGAGAAGUGUUCUUCUGGAAACCAACUGUGAUCCUUGUUUCCUAUCAAUCCAUCUCUACCUCAUUAGUGAGUUUAAAACAAAAACAAAACCAAAUAAGUGAGCUUUCACCUCCAGACAGAAAAAAAAUUGCUUCUAUAGAGAUUUUCCCUGACAACAGCAAUUAGCUGCCUUGUUGCACCCCUCCAACAACUUGUUUGCCAAAUACCAAGUCUCUGGUAAGGAGAUCCUCCUACCCUGAUGAUUACAUUACAAGUGUCAAAGUAAAACCAAAAUGAAAUUUGGCACAGACUGUCAAAUUGUCAAAGCAAUUUAAAGCAGUAUUUCCCAUGGUUUCAGUGUCCCCUUCAAAGAGAUGCAACUAGCUGGGUUUCUAACAGCACAAGAAUUGGUAAAUAACAAUAAUAUGAAUAGCAAAGGAUUUGGAAAAAAAAAUGGAUGCUCAGAUCCCUUUCAGUUGCAGUGGAAUUUGUGCUAGGAACUUGUUUUUUUGACAAUCGUGGUCUCAAGACUCGAUGCACACAGCAGCUGGCUCUAUAGUCGUCGUCCACGUUUUGUGGGGUCACAGUUCUCAUGUCCACACUUGUUCCCCACACGUGAGCUUUGCCAUAAGAACUCCUCUGUUAAGCUUUUAAUCCCUUCCACUUGAUUUUUCCCUUUUUGUUUUCUUCCAGUUUGCCACUCUGGAUAUGGCCACGGUUCUCUCUCGGUUUCCCCCGUCUUGGGGCCGCCACCCCGAGCACAGUGCCGGAGCCCCCAGCCGGGUCCUGCCGCCCCGGCAGCGGCGAGACAACCACACAGCCGCUCCACGGGUACGGGGCCCGAAGUGAUCGAGCCCCUUCUCCUCCGUGCGGAGGACCCGGGCACGGCAGCCCGGUGCUGCACGCCGGGACGGUACCGACAGACGCCGCGCGCCCCGCCUCAGCGGCCCGGCCGGUAGCUGCCGUACAACAUGGCGGCGCCCACCGUCCGCUCGCACGGCUGGGGAAGAGGAAGCGUCCGCCACUCUAAGCCUCCCGGUGUCCGUGACGACUACCCCGCAGGGGGGUUCCUGCAGCUGGAGACAAGGGUUUCGCGGAGACGCAGAGUUUGUGGAAGCAUCUAGUUGCAGCAGUAUAAAUCAGUGGAUUGCCUUUAAGUUUUCUGAUGGUGUGAUGAACAGUGGCAUUCAGUCUCCUGUUACUGCCCCAUCCACCGCUGCAGCAGUCUGCUGAACCCCAGCCUUUCAAAGUGACACUCGGUCCUUCUUCCAUCAGGAUUGCCAUGAUAAAAUCUUACAAUGCCAUUUUGAGUGGAUGAAGUGAAGGGAGGAAAAGUGGGAUAAAAAAAAUGCCCAAGCAAACAGCAGUGACAAUUACUUUGGCAACCCUGCUUGGUGUUGCAUUGGGAGGCCUGGUUUUGUGGAAAGCAACCCAGCGUCGGAAAGGAAAAUCAUGCUCUAGUAGUCAGCGAGAGGAAGCAGCUAUAAACUCAGGAGAAGAGAAAUUGAUUAAGACAGAAGAUAAGGAGGUGCUUCCCUUCUUCAGAUCUCCCACCUUUUCCUGGGUAGCGAGGACCCUUGGUGCAGACAUAGCAAUAGUUUCAGAGCAGGAGGAGUGGGAUCGUGUUGAACCUUUGCUGAAGAAGGAGCUGGAGCAGUGGCCGGUGCUUGGAAUUGAUUGUGAGUGGGUAUCUGUGGAGGGAAAAGCAAAUCCUGUAUCUCUUCUACAGAUGGCUUCUUUCAGUGGCUUCUGCGUUCUUGUUCGGUUGUCUAGGCUUGUUGCCAGUGGACAGACUAUCCCAAAGAGCCUGUUGGACAUCAUGGCAGAUAGUGCCGUGUUGAAAGUUGGGGUAGGAUGCUGGGAAGAUGCUUGCAAGUUACUUCAUGAUUAUGGUCUUCCAGUCAAAGGGAGCGUGGAUCUUCGGUAUUUAGCCAUGAGACAGCGGAAGGAUCUACUUCACAGCUGCCUUAGCCUGAAGUCUUUAGCUGAAAAAGUCCUGAACUGCCCGCUUGACAAGUCUCCUCAUGUGCGUUGCAGCAAUUGGGAGGCAGAAGAACUGACACCAGAUCAGGUUCUCUAUGCUGCCAGGGAUGCCCAGGUCUCAGUGGCUCUGUUCCUUCAGUUGCUGGGAUUUGCCAGCCUCCCUGCUACAUCUGAAAUUGAAAACUCUGCCACUUUGUGGGAGAAAGCACUGGGUAAAUGCCGGGGCUUGGUGGAUAUCCCAUUUAGAGGAAGGAAGAGUGGCAGCACCGGAGAGAAGAGCGGAGAGGGACGCUCCCCUCACAAAACAAAGAAUCGGAAAUCUGUGAGCGGCCAGCCCUCUGGCAGUCAGCAAGUGAGAGAUCCCCGGAGGCAGAAGCGAAAGCCUCUGGGCGUGGGAUAUUCUGCACGAAAAUCUCCACUGUAUGACAACUGCUUCCUGCAUGCACCAGAUGGACAGCCUCUGUGCACUUGUGAUCGGAAGAAGGCUCAGUGGUAUGUUGACAAGGGGAUUGGAGAGCUAAUUAGCACAGACCCAUUUGUUGUGAAGCUGCGGUUUGAGCCUUCAGGACGUCCCGAGUCUCAGGUUGAUUAUUAUCUGACAGUCAAAGAGAACUUGUGUGUUGUAUGUGGCAAGCGAGAAUCCUAUAUCCGGAAGAACAUUGUUCCUCAUGAAUACCGAAGACACUUCCCCAUCCAGAUGAAGGACCACAACUCUCAUGAUGUGCUGCUACUCUGCACAUCCUGCCAUGCCAUCUCUAAUUACUAUGACAACCAUCUCAAGCAGCAGCUGGCUGAGGAGUUUGGCGCUCCCAUCGGCUCCGAGGAGGGCGUGCGCCUGCUGGAGGACCCUCUGCGCAGGCAAGUGCGCUCGGGGGCCCGAGCCCUGCUGAAUGCAGACAGCCUGCCUGACCCCCGAAGGGCAGAGCUUCUGCAAAGCAUCAAGGACUUCUUUAAGACAGAGGCAGUCACCCCAGAGAUGCUCCAGGAAGCAGCUGGUCUGGAAACCAGGAUCUGCAAUGAGAGCUACAUGCCACAUGGACUGAAGGUGGUGCAGUGUUUUGCUAAAGGAGGCCUGCGCUCACUUAUGCAGUUGGAGAGACGCUGGCGGCAGCAUUUCUUGGACAGCAUGCAGCCCAAGCACCUCCCAGAGCAAUGGUCAGUGGACCAUAACCACAUGAAGCUGAUCCGAAAGUAUGGGGAAGAUCUUCAGAUUGAGCUGUCAUGAAACCAACUUCUUGGACUCUAGAUCAUAGAAUCGUAGAAUUGUUUUGAUUGGAAAAGACCUUUAACAAAAUUAUGUCCAACCAUUAACCUAACACUGUCAAGUCCACCUCUAAACCAUGUCCCUAAGAACCUCAUCUGCGUAUUUUUUAAACACCUCCAGGGAUGGUGACUCGACAACUUUCCUGGGCAGCCUGUUGCAAUGCCUGACAAGCCUUUUCUUGAAGAAAUUUUUCCGAAUAUCCAGUGUAAACUUCCCUGGUGCAAUUUGAGGUCAUCUCAUCUCAUCCUGUUGCUUGCUACUUGGGAGAAGGGACCAACACCCUCCAUGCUACAACCUCCUUUCAGGUAGUUGUAGACAGUGAUAAGGUCUCCCCUCAGCCUCCUUUUCUCCAGGCUAAACAAACAGUUUCCUCAGCUGCUCCACACAAGACUUGUUCUCUAGACCCUUUACCAGCCUUGUCACCCUUCUCUGAACUCGCUCCAGCACUUCAGUGUCUUUCGUGUAGUGAGGGGCCCAAAACUGAACACGAUAUUCAAGGUGGGGCCUCACCAGUGUUGAGUUCAGUGGCGCAAUCACUUCCUUAGUUCUGCUGGCCACACUAUUCCUGAUACAAGCCAGGAUGCUGUUGGCCUUUUUGGCCACCUGGGCACACUGCUGGCCCAUGUUCAGCCAGCUGUCAACUAACACCCCCAGAUCCUUUUCUGCCAGGCAGCUUUCCAGCCACUCUUCCCUGAGCCUGUAGUGUUGCCUGGGGUUGUUGUGACCCAAGUGCAGGACCCGGUACUUGGCUUUGUUGAACCUCAUACAAUCGGCCUCAGCCCAACGAUCCAGCCAGUCCAGAUCCCUCCGUAUGGCCUUCCUACCCAUCAGCAGAUCAAUACUCCCACCCAACAUGGUGUUGCCUGCAAACUUACUGAGGAUGCACUCAAUCCCCUCAUCCAGAUCACUGACAGAGAUAUUAAACAGAUCUGGCCCCCACACUGAGUCCUGGGGAACACCACUGGUGACUGGCCGCCAACUGGAUUUGGCUCUGUUCACCACAACUCCUUGUGCCUGGCCAUCCAGCCAGUUCUUUAUCCAUUGCAGAGUACGCCCAUCCAGCCAUGAGCUGCCAGGUUCUCCAGGAGAAUGCUGUGGGAUACAUUGUCAAAGGCUUUACUAAAGUGUAAGUAGACAACAUCCACAGCCUUUCCCUCAUCCACUGGGCAGGUCACCCCAUCAGAGAAGGAGAUCAGGUUGGUCAAGCAGGAACUGCAUUUCAUAAACCCGUGCUGAGUGCACCUGAUCGCUUUGUUGUCCUGUAUGUGCUGUGAUGGCACUCAGGAUGAUCUGUUCCAUGACAUUCCGCAGCACUGAGGUCAGACUGACAGGCCUGUAAUUCCGCACAUCCUCCUUUUGGCCCUUUUGUAGGUGUCAUCAUGUUUACCAACUUCCAGUCAACUGGGACCUUCCCAGUUUGCCAAGACUGCUCAUAAAUAUUUGAAAGUGGCUUGGUGAUCACCUCCACCAGCUCCCUCUGCACCCUUGGUUGUAUCCCAUCUGGUCCCAUAGACCUGUGUGUGUCUAAGUGGUGUAGCAGGUCGUCAACGAUUUUCCCUUGGAUUAUUGGGGCUUCAUUCUGCUUCCCAUCCCUGGCUUCUGGCUCAGGGACUGGGUACCUGGAGAGCAGCUGGUCUUGCUAUUAAAGACUGAGGCAGAGAAGGCAUUUAGUACCUCAGCCUUUCCCUCAUCCUGUGGUGAGGACAGUGUGUAGUGGACAAAUGUAACUGAAGAUGGAAGGACUUUUCAAUUCUGUUUCUCCACUAACAUCUGCGCCCGGGUUUGCAAACAGGGAGCAAUGGAUUUGCCAGAUUUGAUAUUUCGUUGAGUUAUAUCUGUGGACUUGAAUUUUCAGGUGGUUUGGAAUUUUUAAUCCUAGUCUGUCACUGAAUAGUUCAAUGCAAGUGACAUGCUAAGGGAACUUGUCUCCUCAAAGUGACAAUGGAGAGUUAUUUUCGACCCGCUGGGAUGGCUGAUGCCUCCAGACCAUCUCCCUUAUCACAAAGCACAAUAUAUGCACAGUACCAGGUUUUCUAACAGAUACAUGUGCACCCUUAGCUGCACCUUGAGAGUCUCCUAAUAAAAGUCUUUGCUCUCAGUGCAGUUGUACUCAUAUGAGUUCUUCUCAGAGAAGACUCCCUGCCAGAGAGAAAUUCCUUGUUUGGAAGUGGCAAAGAAACCUUACUUUUUUUUUUUUUUUCCCCUCAGAUUCGGAGCUGUAUCAGCAUUGCGUAUAGGCCUCAGUGAGUUUCCUGGUGGCAGAUGCCUGAUGAGAAGCAACACUCUGUGACUCUGACAGUAUGGAAGCUCCCAUGUCAGGUCUUUCCUUAUACAGUUUCCAGCAACACACAGUCUAUAAAAACUGUUAUUUCCUGCUUCCACGUGUUUAUCCUGAAUAGCUCUUGUUGGGUACCUUUUUAUAUCCAACUCGAAUGGGGUCAGGCAUCUUAAAAGGGGUGAGAGGAAACAAAUUUUAUUUAAAGACUACCAUCUUUUAAGGUGUCAGACCAUGUGUGGCAGAAGACUGGAAAAUCUGGUGUUCUGUUCCUGGAUUUGACGUGUGGUGGUGAGCAGGUCAUACUCUCUCCAUACCUGUCUCCCUGUCUCUAAAACGGGACUAAUAAUACUUGCCUAUCUCACAAGGGUGUUGUGAGGCAUAAUUCAUUCAUGUGGUUUUUUUCUAAAUGCUUUGAAAAUAUAAGCUAGUGUGUGCAAAUUAUUACUGUUGUUUUUUUAAAAUGUGCUGCUGUCUGACUUUGUUAAAUAUUCAUGUUUUUUGCCUGGUGCUAGACUUUAGUUAAAUAUAACUUUUUAAAAAUACAUAA